GCCUUGACAAAGUAAUCAAUUUUAUUCAAUAGUUUCUUACACAAAUAGGUAAUUCCUUUCAGAAAUAAUAAUGAAUUUGGCCUUGAAUAAGUGUGUCCAGAAGGGCGGUUGUCAAAUUCUGGGCCUCAACAAGUACAGUAUACAACAGUGGUUGAAGACCAUCGACACGAUCAUAUACGAUGGAGACGGAGUUCUUUGGAACCACGAUAAGGUGAUUGAUAAGGCACCGGAAACCUUUAACGCUCUUCGCGCCAUGGGAAAAGAGGCCUAUAUUUGCACCAAUAACUCGGUGACUUCGGUAACGGGAAUCUGCAGGAGGGCCCAGGAAAUGGGUUUCUUGGUGGCCCAAAAUGAGAUCCUAUCCUCGGGCCAGGCUUUAGCCAAAUUCAUGAAGGAGAAGAACUUCCAAAAGAAAGCGUAUGUGAUGGGGGGCCAGGGACUCGUUGACGAACUGCAGUUGGUGGGGAUCGAAUCACUGCCCUUGGAUCAAUCUUCUCUGGAGGGCUUCUCAAUGCCAGAAGACAUACACAGUUUCCUUUUGGAUUCCGAUGUGGGUGCAGUGGUAGUGGGAAAUGAUAAGGAUUUCGAUGCGAUCAAAUUGACAAAGGCCAGUUGCUAUCUCAAGGAUCCCGAGAUCAUGUUCGUGGCCACAAGUCGCGAUAUGGCCUUUCCGGCCGCUCCUGGACGAAUGGUUCCCCGCGAAGGGGUUAUGGUGUCCGCUAUCCAGGCUGCCAGUCAACGAAUGCCCUUCAUCUGCGGAAAACCCAAUCCCUAUAUGUGCAUCGACCUGAUGCGUCAGGGAGUAAUCCACCCGGAGAGGACUUUAAUUAUAGGAGAUACCAUGAAUACGGAUAUUCAAUUUGGUUACAAUUGCGGCUUUCAAACUUUGUUAGUGGGCACUGGGGUCAAUAGCUAUCAGGACGCGAUUGAGGCUCAGGCAUCCAAGGUUCCCUCUUUAUAUCAGCAAGUUCCCGACCUGUAUGUGCCAAAACUUUCCAACCUUUUGCCCUUCUUAUCCUCUCGGAAUAGAUAAAAUGUAAAGA
This is a messenger RNA of Drosophila suzukii, 1043 nucleotides long. RefSeq names its product glycerol-3-phosphate phosphatase. The record is from RefSeq and is a predicted model, not a curated record. Gene Ontology annotation, molecular function: phosphatase activity. NCBI's taxonomy places the organism in Eukaryota, Metazoa, Arthropoda, Insecta, Diptera, Drosophilidae.